AAAAGAAGAAGAAGAAGCUCCAGUCCUGCCAGGGGUCUCGUAUAUCCGUGUUUUUAACCUGUAGUCAUUAGUGUUUUAAAAACACUCCACAUCCAGUUUAAGAGAACCAUCAACGUGUAUCCGAGUAUAAAACAAACCCUAAAACAGCGACACAAACCGGAGCGACACCAACGACGAGAAGUGUGCUAACGGAGCUAGCCUGGGAGCUAACGGCAGUUAGCAUGGAGGACAUAAAGAACAACAUCAGCGGAGACAGGGAAUGGGCAGAGGCUUUGAAAAAAAACUCAGAAGAUGUCCAGCAGCUGAUAAUUAAAGAUGAAGAGGUUUUCCAUGAGCAGCAAGAGAGGAGCUCCAGUCUGAACCGGGAGGAGCCACCAGGACCAGCACACAUUAAAGAGGAACAGGAGGAACUGUGGAUCAGUCAGGAGAAACAGCAGCUUCAAGGAACAGAGGAGGCUGAUAUCAGCAUGUUCACGUUCACUUCUGUCCUUGUGAAGAGUGAAGGAGAAAAUGGAGAGAAACCUCAGACCUCACAGCAUUUGAAAACAGAAGCUGAUGGAGAGGACUGUGGAGGUUCAGAAUCAGCCAGAAACUUUAGGGCAGACAGUCAUUUACAUUCAGUUACUCCUGAGGAGACUUCACAUCUUUCUGGAUCUGAGACUGAUGACAGUGGUGAUUGGGAGGAGAGGGAUGAACUUCAGGGAGGUUUAAAUGAUCUACAAAACAGAGAAAAAGCAGUAAAAGAUAUAAAACAUUACAGUGGACACACAGCCUCUGAAUGUGCUCAAAGCUUUGGACAGAAGAAACAACAGAAGCAGCACCAAGGGGAGAGACCAUUAAAUUGUUCAGUUUGUGGUAAAAUAUACCAGGGUAAGAAAAAUUUAAGGUGCCAUAUGUUGCGUCAUUCAUCAGAAAAACCAUUCAGCUGCUCCGUUUGUAAUAGAAGUUUUACCCUGAAAAUACAGAUGGUGAGGCACAUGAGAGUCCACACAGGAGAAAAACCAUUUAGUUGUUCAGCUUGUGGUAAAACUUUUUCUAGAAGUGAAAGUCUGAUGGCACAUUCUCACGUCCACACAGGGGAGAAACCGUUUAAGUGUUUAGUCUGUGGUAAAAAAUUUUCUCGACAUGUACAACUGAGAAGACACACAGUUGUCCACACAGGGGAGAAACCCUAUAAGUGUUCAGUUUGUAGUAAAAGUUUUUCUUGCCGUGCGUAUCUGAACCAACACUCUGUUGUCCACACAGGGGAGAAACGUUUCAGUUGUUCAGUUUGUGCUAAAAGUUUUUCUCAAUAUGGAAAUCUCAGACAACACUCCAUUAUCCACACAGGGGAAAAACAGUUUAGUUGUUCAGUUUGUGGUAAAUGUUUCUCUGCACGUGGAAGUCUGAAAAGACACUCUGUUGUCCACACUGGGGAGAAACUUUUUAUUUGUUCAAUAUGUGGGAAAGGUUUUUCUCAACGUGAAAAUCUGAUGGCUCAUACUGUGAUCCAUACAGGAGAGAAACAGUUUAGCUGUUCAGUUUGUGGCAAAAGUUUUUCUUUCAAUGCAAGUCUAAGAAGACAUUCUGUUCUCCACACAGGGGACAAACCAUUUAGUUGUUCAGUUUGUGGUAAAAGUUUUUCUCGAAGUGAAAGUCUGACAGCACAUUCUGUCCUCCACUCAGAGGAGAAACCAUUUAGUUGUUCAGUCUGUGGUGAAAAAUUUUCUCGACAAAUACAGCUGAGAAGACACUCUGUUGUCCACACAGGGGAGAAACCCUACAGUUGCUCAGUUUGUAGUAAAAGUUUUUCUCAACUUGAGUAUCUGAGGAAACACUCUGCUCUCCACACAGAGGAAAAACCCUACAGUUGUUCAAUCUGUGCUAAAAGUUUUUCUCAACUUGACUAUUUGAGGAAACACUCUGUUCUCCACACAGGGGAAAAGCCAUUUAGUUGUUCUGUUUGUGGUAAAAGUUUUUCUCAAAAUGGAAAUCUUAGGGCACAUUUAUCUGUUCAUGCAGUGGAGAAACCGUUUAGCUGUUCAGUUUGUGGUGAAAAAUUUUCUCGACAAAUACAUCUGAGAAGACAUUCAGUUGUCCACACAGGGGAGAAACCCCACAGUUGUUCAGUUUGUGAUAAAAGUUUUUCUCAACUUGAAUAUUUGAGGAAACACUCUGCUGUCCACACAGGGAAAAACCAUAAAUCAUUUCGUUGCAGUGUUUGUGAUAAAACAUUUACUCAGUUGAAAGUUGUCAAAAAUCACAAGUGUGUUAGUAAAAGCAGCAAAAAUUAAGUCAAAUCCAAAGGUACUCAUCUAAUGCAACCAGGGAUGUUCUGGGAAAGAAAUUCACCAGAGCUCUGAGAUAAUAGUAACUCUAAUAGUAAGGCAUAUGCUUCACACGCAGAAAGUAGUAUUUAAUGAAAUUUCCCAUACAAACAGUAUGCUAACUCACAAUUCCUGAACCACUUUGCGCCUAAUGUACGCUGCUGUACUCUAAUGCAGUGGUUCUGAAGUGAUAUGGCUAGGCACACUAAUCUGGUAAAGCUAGAUGAGGCAUGGGAAUUUGUACAACUGUGUGUUCUAACUACUACUAAUCAGUUUGCUUCCCACACUUAGACAGCUGUUUUUAAUGGUCAACCUUUAUUUUUUCUGUGUAUUUCCAUUGCCCUUAUUUGCACUUUUUCGCACCUUUUGUAACAUUUUUUUGCUACCUUUAAUCCAUCUCCACUGCUUUUAGCCCACUACUAAUUUUUCUAGCCACUAUUAUCCUGUUUUUGCCCCUUUUCAUCGGUUUUAGCCACUUUUAUCUUGUUCUUUGCCAUUUUCCCCCCUUUUCGUCCAUUUAAGGUGCUUUUUGCCAAUAAACACCACUUUCCUCCAUUUUCCCACCUUUUUUGCCCUUUUUUGUCACUUUUGGACCACCUGUGACUCAUUUUUUUGACUUUGCACCCACAUUUUGCCAAUUUUCACACAGUUUUGUCCAUUAUAUACCUAUUUUGCUCCUAUUUCACCACUUUUUUGCCGCUUUUUGACCAUUUUUGCCACCUUUCCCUUAGUUUUAUUGCCACUUUAACCCAUUUUUGCCACUUU
Molecule: messenger RNA, 3071 nt
Organism: Cheilinus undulatus (humphead wrasse)
Lineage: Eukaryota; Metazoa; Chordata; Actinopteri; Labriformes; Labridae
Product: gastrula zinc finger protein XlCGF26.1-like
Exons: 3
Coding region: 222-2273 (683 amino acids)
Biological process (GO): negative regulation of transcription by RNA polymerase II
Molecular function (GO): DNA-binding transcription repressor activity, RNA polymerase II-specific
Source: RefSeq, a predicted model, not a curated record